AUUUUGUUUAGCUUGUUUAUUUUUGUAUUAUUCCGCUGCGCAAGCUAACAACGUAGGAAGCGAACGAUUUGGGUGAGCCGCUAUUCACCCCCCUCUAGCGGACGUCAAGGUCCCAAUAGUAAACACAGUGCACAUAAUUGUAUUCAUACUUUGGCUUGUGCAGUGGGCGAGAAACUGUUCAAAACUUCAGCAGGAUCCAUCUUGUUAGGUUGCAGUUUUCAUUUUGAUCCAAAAGCCAGUUACAUAUGAGAUCAUUUUCUUGAUUUAAUCGUAUACCAUAUUACUUUGUACUCUAUGUUGAUUUUUUUUGUAAAUUUAUUUAUGGUGUAAACAUCUGUUUGCGUGGUUGUAAUUAAUGUCUGAAGAACAGAGGCACAAUUUAUUAGAACUCCCUAAAACUAGUUUAUUUAUCUGCACCAUGCCGUUCAUGCCUGGAUAACAGAAUGGGUUAAGACAUUGAAACUACACAACUAUUUUAUAUUAAAGAUAGAUGUUAGAAACCCAUUUUAUAUUCUGGGCCAGCCCAACCCACAUGCACGUUUUGCAGCUUUAGGGCUUGAUGUAUUUGUCCUCCAAUUCAACCUUUGUUUCCCUUCGAAUGAGCAAUGUCUAUGCUAGUGCUUCCUUCAAUUCUUCUCUCCCAAGGAUUUACGAGCUACACUCCUCGAUGAUCGUCUUGCCUUCCCCAUCUGCCACGGUAGGUUUUCCUGCAUUGCAAGCGCUUUUUACAGUGUAAAUUUGUAUGUUUGUGUGAAAUUUUAGUCGAGCAGUGCCUUGUUAGCGAGGAAUUUUUGGGAUUGAAGCAAGGAAUAACGCUUAGGAAGGGAGUGCCAAGAUAAGCAAUUGGAGGAUGCAGAGAAAGUACAAUGGUUCUGCUAGGAAGCCUAGUCUCUCUGGGUUCUGCUCCAACAUAAAAUUGUAUGCAAUGCUGGUCGAUAAUCAAAACAAGAAGACUCUUCUACGGUAGCAAAUUGCAGAAAUCGAUUCAGGAAGAUCCUCCAUGUACCAACAUUAAAGCUGCUCAAAAGAUUGGAGAAGAAUUGAUCCAAGCGUGCAAAGAUUUGAACAUAUCUGAAAUAUCUUCUUAUGCUCGUAAUGGUUGUACGAGGAGUGAAUUUCAACUCGAAUUUUGCAACAUGUAUGGUUAGGUGAAGAAUGUUAAUCUGCGGGUCGCAUGCAUAUAACUUGGAGGGACAGCUAAUUCAAACAAAAAGAUUACAUUUUCUGCCUCAGUUCCAUCAGAGAUCAAGCUCCAGGAAGAGGAAUUAAGAAGAAGAUGGGAAGGCCACCUUGCUGUGACAAAGAUGGUGUGAAGAAGGGACCUUGGACACCAGAAGAGGACAUCCUCUUGGUCUCUUACAUUCAACAGCAUGGUCCAGGCAAUUGGAGGGCUGUUCCUACCAACACUGGUCUGUUGAGAUGCAGCAAGAGCUGCAGGCUUCGGUGGACUAAUUAUCUGAGGCCGGGGAUCAAGCGUGGCAACUUCACUGAUCAAGAGGAGAGGCUCAUCAUCCACUUACAGGCCCUUCUAGGCAACAGGUGGGCAACCAUAGCUUCUUAUCUACCGGAAAGAACAGACAACGAUGUCAAAAACUACUGGAACACGCACUUGAAAAAGAGACUCGAAAAUAAGCUUGCAGGAGGGCAUGAUUCGGUGCUCGCUCACCACCCCACGCCUAAGUCCAAGGGUCAGUGGGAGAUGUGUGUCCAGGCUGACCCCCAAUUGGCGAAGCGAGCACUCUCAGAGGCCUUGUCGGAGAAGAACUCCUCUAGUGAUGCCGCGAACAAUUAUGCAGCAAGCGCCAAGAACAUAGCGCGGCUUCUGGAGGGGUGGAUGAAGAGUAACAAUAGCAGCAGCAACAACGCUAUGCUAAACUCUGGAUUGCCAAAUUCUGCAUUGCUGAGCCAGAUAAGUGCAAGCAGUACCUCCAACUACUUGGCGUCACUGGAGUCACUCGGCUCGUUUGGAUUGGAGGAUCAAGCGACUUCUGUGCAGGAGGGAUCGCCGGGGACAGCCCACACGCCGCCAUUAGAGCUGCUGAAGUCGUGGCUGCUUGAUGCAAAUGUUGGCGACGAAGAGCACCAAGAAAGUUUCCUCAGCAUUGUGAUGGAUCAAACUAACUAAAUCUAAAUGAUCGGAAUACUAGUUUUAAUCUGUAUCGAAGCAAAAUCUGAAGUUGAGAUUUUGACGACUUGUCAAAAGAGAAAUUUUUAUAGCUUUGAUUUGGAUCUUAAUUUGUUUCAUGCGUCAACACGAAUAUUCUUGAAAACAUUUGUAAGGAUCAUAUUGAGAAGUUGAUUUAAUAAA
This is a messenger RNA of Zingiber officinale, 2308 nucleotides long. RefSeq names its product myb-related protein 306-like. The coding region runs from base 1277 to 2125 and encodes 282 amino acids. The transcript is spliced from 6 exons. The record is from RefSeq and is a predicted model, not a curated record. Gene Ontology annotation, biological process: response to auxin. Lineage: Eukaryota; Viridiplantae; Streptophyta; Magnoliopsida; Zingiberales; Zingiberaceae.